CUAAUCUCGAAAGUAAUUAAUUCUACAAUUAAUAAAUUAAUUUAGUCUAAUAAUACCACACACAGAUCAUAAUUAAUCAUGUUAAAGAAUUAUUUCCAUUUUUGGGACAUAAUAACUAACAAAAUAUAUGUACAGCAUGUGGAAAGAAAAGCUUAUAUCAUAAAUUCAAAUAUAUAACAUAUAUAUAUAUAUAUAUACAAAUGCUAUUGGAAUUCAUCGAAAUUGAUCCGAGAUCAGAGGAGAUUUUAUAAUCGAUAUCCUCCUUCUUCUUCAACUGUUGUCUCAGUGUCCCUGUAUGGAAAGCACGUCCUUUAAUGCUUGUAUUUCUUAUUUAAAAUGAUACAAAUAUGAACAGAAACACUGGGGAGCGGGAUUAACUAUUCUCGUUUAUGUAACGUUUAUCAAUCUUUUGUUUGUUGAGAAUAUUUACUCAGAACCUUUGAGAAGAUCCCUCCCUAUAUUGGAUUAGAAAGAUAGAUAAAUAGAUAGAUAAUCUUGAAAUGAAAUCCACUGAUAAAAUUACAAAAUGGACAAUGAAAAAUUAAAGACUAAUAUAUCACAGAUCACCAGUAGUAGUGCAUCGAGUACAUCGAGUAAUCCGACUACUUCAACUGGUCAUAAAACUACGCCUUCCACCACAUCGACGACUAGCACCACUAAAUCGAUAGAUAGUGGUCUAUAUGAAAGACGUCGGAAUUGGCGUACACAUCAAAUGAAAUCAUGUAUGCCACCAUCGACAAAUUUCACAUUGAUUAAUCCGAUUAACGCUGGUGGAGGUAGAUAUAUUGAUAGUGGGACAAGGAUAACUGCAAGGAGAACAGAAUCGUUACAGAACAAAGAAAAUUGGUGGAGAAAGACAAUCAGUCAAUAUUCAGAAGGCCAUGCUACUACCCUGAACACCACCAGCACCAUGACCACCACUAUGAGGUGUACAGGAUAUUCUUCAUCACUACCACCACAACCAGCACCACCUUCUCCCCCGUCACCAUUAUCCCCUUCAACAUCCACGUCUUUCUCUUCAUAUUCACGCUAUUCUAUGCCCCCAUCGAUUGGUGGUGCUAGUUCGUCAAUAAAAUCAGCAGUUAUUCUUAGAAAGUCAUCUAUCCACAGACAGUCUUUUCUUUAUCGAUCGGCUACAAAUCCAGACACAUCAUUUGGUGAAUUGAGUUCAAUACAAUCGAAAUUGGUAAUGAAUAGUGAACCCAGUGUCUUAAUCACACCGUUUGCUCAAAUUCUAGCCAUUUUAAAUCGUGCAAGAGACUUCUUGUCCAGUUAUACUUCAAGUUCACCUUUGCAUUCAAAUAAUUCCAAUAUGUUUGAAAUGAGAUCGCCUAAAAAGAGUUCAGAAACUGAUGAAAAAUAUAUUGAUUAUCUGCAUCGAUUUGAUGUACAUUAUGUGAAUGAUCUAUUGAGUGAAUUCGAUUGGUGUCUUGAAGUAUUAGAGAGCCUGCAGUGUAAAUGUUCUGUGAGCAGUUUAACUCGAAUGAAGUUUCGUACUCUACUCAGUCAAGAAUUAGCUGCAUCAUUCAACCAACCAGAUAUUGACAUGAACAAAGAAUCUUCAAAGAAGACAUCAAACAUUUUUUCUUCUGCUGUUGCUGCUGCUGCUGCUACUUCUGCUGCUUUACCCCUUGGCAUUCAUGCAUCCGAUGAUUCUAAACCAAAAUCGUCAACGUCAUCUUCCUCAUCCGGAGAUCAAAUCGACUAUAAAAUCUCCAGUAAAAUGAGUCAAAUGCAACGACGUAAACAACAAUUCGCUAAGAAUUCAACUUCACAAGUUUGUGAAUAUAUUUGUAGAACAUUUCUUGAAGAAGAUGAUGAUGAGGUUGAGGUUGAGGUUGUUGGUCUUUCAGGAGAUACAACAAUGUCUUGGAAGUCAACAAGUGAAAAGUCUGUAUACAUAAAUAGUCCAAAGUUAAAGCUUCGAUUUGGUGAGAAACUUGAUGAAAUGAAUGAAAGUAAUGAGUCACCAGACUCACCAACAACAACUACUACUACAACAACAACACCAGCAGCAACAACAACAACAACUGAAACAAGAAGAAAAAGUUCCACGUCAUCACUGUUAACAACAGCAGUAGUGACAACUGAAGCUGGAACAGUAACCACGGUUAAAUCUACCUCUUCUUCAUCCCCACAAACUGGUUUUGUGGAUAUUUUAUCUUCAACUAUUCAGCUGAUCACAUUGAAUGUUGAAUUAAUUGAUAAUUCAAAAGUUGAGAAGUUCAUCAGAGAUAAUCAAUCGACUCUGGCACCAGAUUUAUUUCAGUUAGACCAGAUUUCUAAUCAUCAUCCUUUGAGUACACUUGGAUUUUAUUUAUUUAUGAAAACCAAUUUAUUACAAAAACUUUCUAUUCCUCCAGUAACAAUGUUACAUUGUCUUAGAUGUAUUGAAUCCAGAUAUAAUCCCAGUGCUCCGUUUCAUAAUUCAAUUCAUGCCUUGGAUGUUCUACAUGCAACUUAUCAGCUAUUUCAAUGUAACAAUUUAAAGAAUAUCUUUAGUGAUCUUGAAAUGUUCGCUAUUUACUUUGCUUGCACAAUACACGAUAUCGAUCAUCCCGGUCUAACAAAUCAAUACUUGAUUAAUACAAAUCAUGAAUUAGCCCUAUUGUACAAUGAUAUCUCAGUUCUGGAAAACCAUCAUCUACACGUCGCCUUCAAAAUGAUCAGUACAGAGAAAGAAUGUGAUUUUACACAGUAUCUUACAAAUCAACAAAAGCAACUGUUUCGUAAAAUGGUAAUCAAUUUAGUUCUCUCAACAGAUAUGAGUAAGCACAUGUCUUUGCUGGCUGAUUUAAAAACUACUGUCGAAAAACAAAGAGCACUUCAAGGUAAUGUAAUUAGCUUGGACAGUUAUUCAGCCCGUAUGCAGAUAUUAGAAUGUGUUAUCCAUGCAGCUGAUUUAAGCAAUCCUACAAAACCAUUAGAAAUUUAUCAACAAUGGGUAUCAAGAAUUAUGGAGGAAAUGUUUCGUCAAGGGGAUCAAGAAAGAAAAUUCGGUAUUGAAAUUAGCCCAAUGUGUGAUAGAGAAACUGCAUGUAUUUAUAGUACACAAAUCGGUUUCAUUGACUACAUAGUUUAUCCAUUAUGGGAGACAAUGGCUGAACUAUUAUACCCAGGUGCACAAAUCCUCAUGGAGAAUAUAACCAAAAAUCGAAAUUGGUAUGCCAGCGCAAAAGAGAUUCAACUACAACAAGAACAAGAACAACAGCAACAACAAGAGCAACAUCAACAGCAAGCACUGUAACAAGACUAUAAGAAGAAAUGAUUUCAAAGAUCACGCGUGGGUAGGCGGGGGAGGCAAGAAACCCUACAAACUUUUAUUUUCAAAUUUUUCACUUUGUGUUUUCUACUUUCCAGUGACUGGCUAAAAAUGUCACAAUUUCCUUUGCAUCCCUACUGCCUACUCAUUGAUACUGCUACUAUUAUGAUUUCGAUCAAAAAUCUUGGGUAUCUUAUCCUAACUGAGAAUAACACAGUUGAUUACUUUCUGAAAUGUCACAGUAAAUAAUCAUUGUCACCAUACUUUUGGAAUAUUUCCUUUCAAUUUGUAAAAGGACAAGAGGGAGAGAACAGAAGCAUUUGUGCCAAAAUAAACAAUUGUCUCUCCCAUGUAUUCAUGCAUGCAUGCGUGCUUCAGCUCACUCUCUAUGACACGCCCGCCCGCUCCCUUGUUAUCUCUUCCUAAUAUCUUCAAAUAUCUUCAAGAAUGUGAUAAUAAUAAUAACGUAGUCUUGUAUAAUUAUGUACAUCUUUAUGUGUAUUCAUUAACAGACUGUUUUGUGUUCAUUGCAUGUCCUAUUGUUAUACAUACAUAUAUAUAUAUAUUUCCUUUGGUUCCGAGUGGAACCCCAAGGGCUUUAACAGAAUAUUUCCACUGUACUGAGUUCUCUGCAGUCCUGUCUUCUCUCUCUCUCUCUCUGUCUCUACGAUUUUCUACAAGCUGUCAUUUCCUCCUUACAUACACUGUAACGACAGAAGACAAGGGCCGGGAAACAGAUGGUUUGUUGAGAAAAUCAACAGAUAUUUAUUGAUUUUUAUAUACAUUAUUAUUAGCUUUAUUGUUAGCAGAGAAGCAACGUCUUCUGAUUGGUUGUUCUCUUACUGAAGGUUAUUUUGUCAUAUAUCUGUUGAUCGUAUCCACCCACGCA
Molecule: messenger RNA, 4151 nt
Organism: Trichobilharzia regenti
Lineage: Eukaryota; Metazoa; Platyhelminthes; Trematoda; Strigeidida; Schistosomatidae
Source: the annotation of a GenBank genome assembly